Molecule: messenger RNA, 740 nt
Organism: Acomys russatus (golden spiny mouse)
Lineage: Eukaryota; Metazoa; Chordata; Mammalia; Rodentia; Muridae
Gene: Nudt8
Product: nudix hydrolase 8
Exons: 4
Coding region: 26-658 (210 amino acids)
Molecular function (GO): coenzyme A diphosphatase activity
Source: RefSeq, a predicted model, not a curated record
CCUCUUUGUCCCAGUCGUCUGGGACAUGCUGCUUGACUGCCUGUCGGCCGAGGGCGAGCAGCGCUGCAGGCAGCUGCUAGCGGAGAACACUUCCCGGCUACGCUCGCGGCCCGCGGCGGCCGCAGUGCUCGUGCCGCUGUGCCUGGUGCGGGGCGUCCCGGCGCUGCUCUACACGCUGCGCUCUAGCCGCCUGGUCCGGAAGCACAAGGGGGAAGUCAGUUUCCCAGGUGGUAAGUGUGAUCCUAACGACCAAGAUGUAAUACAUACGGCUCUUCGGGAGACUCAGGAAGAGCUGGGCCUAGAGGUGCCCAAGGAGCACGUGUGGGGUGUCCUGCAGCCCGUAUAUGACCGGGGGAAGGCAACCAUAGUCCCCGUGCUUGCCAACGUGGGCCCACUGGAUCUGCAGAGCCUCAGACCCAACCCUGCGGAGGUGGAUAAGGUAUUUGAGUUGUCUCUGGCCCACUUACUGCAGACACAGAAUCAUGGAUAUACCCACUUCUGCCAGGGCGGUCACUUCCGCUACACACUACCUGUCUUCUUGCAUGGACCACACCGCGUCUGGGGCAUCACAGCUGUUAUCACUGAGUUCACCUUGAAGCUGCUGGCCCCUGGCAUCUACCAGCCCUGCCUGGCCGCCCCCAAGCUGCCUAGGGGUUGAGACCUGCUUGGCCUUGAAGUGCCUCUGCCUUCAUUUGGCCAGGUUACUCCAGAACUGAUUAAAAGAGUCUUCCGCAACUCUA